This is a messenger RNA of Halteromyces radiatus, 1175 nucleotides long. RefSeq lists its product as uncharacterized. Lineage: Eukaryota; Fungi; Mucoromycota; Mucoromycetes; Mucorales; Cunninghamellaceae. The transcript is spliced from 4 exons. Bases 86 to 1006 code for a protein of 306 amino acids. Gene Ontology annotation, molecular function: protein dimerization activity; DNA-binding transcription factor activity, RNA polymerase II-specific; RNA polymerase II cis-regulatory region sequence-specific DNA binding. The record is from RefSeq and is a predicted model, not a curated record. Gene Ontology annotation, biological process: regulation of transcription by RNA polymerase II.
UCUACCCCAAUUUUUUUAAUUUUUUUUUUCUUUGUUUUCCUUUUUUUUUUAAAAAAAAAAAUAAAUAAAUUCUUUACAUCAAGUUAUGAAAGAUACAAAAUAUCACAACAUGAUGCAACAACAUAAUAUCCAUCCUUUAUCAGCUUCUAUUCCUCAUCCAUCUAUUACUUUACAACAACAACAACCUACUACUGCUUCAAGUACUAGUAAUUCUACUGGUUUAGUACAAGAUGCACCUACUAGUCCUAUUGACUUUACAAAUAAUGAUGCUCUUUUCAUGUCACCACUCAGUCGUACUUCUCCACUUGAUGACUUUGAAGAUGUAGAUUAUCAAUCUGGUUUAACUAGUUACCAAAAACAACAUAUGGUAUCUCGACAUCCUUCUUUGCCAAAUUCCAAUUCUAUGGAUAUUCCUCCAUCUUCCAAUAUACCUAUUCAUUCGAUGAAACAAGGCACAUCACCAUCUUCUUCUACUUUUUAUACUGGUCCAUAUGAUACCUUUCCAAUGUCUGCGCCAGCCAAUAUUGGGCAUUUUGGUCCAUCCUCUCCUCCUUCUUCUUUACAUUAUCUUAGUGGUGAUAAUGCAGGCGCUCCUGUACCCAUGCCUACUUCCUCUUCUUCUUCUUUAUUUAUUCAUCCACAACAACCAUAUCAACAACAACAACAACAAAUGGAUAGUCCUGGUUCAGCGGCAAGAAGUUUUGAAGAAGAUGAUUAUAAUCUUCAAAUGAAUAUGCAAAUGAUGAUGGAUAAACGAAGACGUCGACGAGAAUCACAUAAUGCAGUGGAACGACGUAGAAGAGAAAAUAUCAAUGAACGAAUUCAAGAAUUAGGCACCUUAUUACCGGAGAUGAUGGCGGAAACCAAUGCAAACAAUAAACCAAACAAAGGUGCAAUUUUACGACAUUCGGUGGAUCAUAUUCGUCAUUUACAACAAGAAGUCAAUUCUUAUUCUCGGCGGGUGCAAGAAUUGGAAGCUGCUUUAGCAAAGUUACAAUCAAAAUAGUCCCCUUAUAUAUAUAUUUUAUUUAUUUAUUUAUUUAUGUUAUAUAUUCUUUUUUCUUUGUUUUUUUUUUAUUGUUCUAUUCGUAUGAUUCUUUGUCUGUAUCCUUUUUGUUAUUAUGUUCAUAUAUAAUCUUAUUUUACAUAUGCAUUUUCUUCUUUUUUUUUUUUUU